AUGACAACCAUCAAGAUCCAGUCGCAGGACAACCCAACAACCCAAAAGCCUUUGGCUAGCAAGAAACUCAGUUCCACUGAUGAUUCUGUUAGCUCAGGAGCCAGGAGUUACACACUGCUUGCAGUCCUCGGAGUGUUCGUUGCAAUAUCUGCCGCUUUAAUAUUGAACUGGCAGAAAGUGCAGCAUGACACAGUUGUGCCCAGCACUUACGAAGUCUCAAAAAUGACGCAGGCACAAGAAGUCGAGCAACAGCCACCUCCAUACUGUGGAAAUGCAUACGAUGAUGAAUACAUCAAUGGAUGUGUUCUUGCCAUCGAGAUUGGAGAAUCAUAUUCUAGAGUUGGAGCGCCCAUCAAUAGCUCUGUACAGGUCUUCGACAUCGAUGGCCAACAAAAAAUGCCAAAUUAUGUCGCAUAUACCGAUCAUGGUAUUUUGGUUGGCCAGGAAGCAAAAGAUCAAGCGGAGGGUAUUUCAAAGAAUACAAUCUUUGAUGUCCGACGAAUCAUAGGCCGCAGAUUUUCAACAGACCCUUCGCUUCAAAGAGACAUCGAUUCAUUGCCAUACGACGUGGUGAUGCAAGACGACAAGCCCAUCAUCAAAGUCCACCUCAAUGGUCAAGAAAAGUUCAUCACCCCUGAAGAAGUCCAUAUGGAAGUGUUGAAGAAGUUGAAAACAGUAGCAAGCAACUACUAUGGCCAGGACGUCAAUUCCACUAUCUUUACAGUGCCGGCGUACUUCAACGACAACCAACGCCAGGCAACAAAAGAUGCCGGUGUAAGUGCAGGUUUCGAAGUUCUUCGACUUGUCAAUGAGCCCACAGCGGCGGCCAUAGCCCAUCAUGUCGAUCGGCAGGACUGUACAAAUGACGAUUGCGAGGAGUUCAUUGUCGUGUAUAAUUUGGGAGAGAAUCAUGUGGAUAUCACGGUAUCCAGUAUCGAGAUGGGAGUUUUCGAGAUACUGGGAAUGGCCAAUGACAGGUCGGUAUGUGGCCAGAAAUUCGACGAUACUCUCUUGGAUUAUGUAUCUGGCAAGGUUCAAACCACCAGCAAAGUCGAUCCGGAUUCAAGCUUGGGUGUGUUGGCGAGCUUGAAGAGAGAAGUCAAGAAAGCUGAGGUUGCAUUGUCGGCACAAUCAUCAGCAAUGAUCGACUAUGAAGGCGUGACUCUCACUAUCACGCAGAACGAACUUCAGACUCUCCACAAAUCACUUUUCGACAAAAGUGUCGAACAUAUAGGAGCCGUUCUCAAAGACGCAAAGCUCCAGAAAACAAAUAUCUCACACUUGAUCAUCACAGGCAAUACGGCCCAGGUAUCGAAAAUGCAACCAUUCCUUGAAGCCUUCUUCGACGGCAAGAAAGCUCACUCGCUCGUUCCGUCCGAUCAAGCCAUUCUCCAGGGAGCAGCACACCAAGCCGAAAUCUUUUCCAGCGGCUCAGGCUCAGACUGGGUAGGUGCUUUCGAUAUCUCUGUUCUUUCACUGGGUAUCGAAACGAACGGUGGUCUUUACGAGAAAAUCAUCCCUCGAAACACUGUGAUGCCAAAGCGAUCGACUGUGAAUGUCACUACAAUCAAUGACAACCAGACGAAGAUUGUGUUCAACAUAUUCGAAGGAGAGCGACCUUUCGUGGUCAAUAACAAACUCUUCGGAACUUUCAACGUAACAAACCUCACUCCUAGACCAGCUGGUGAACUUAUUGUCGAAGUCACUUUUGAAUUUGAUCCGAAUGGCAUUCUUACAGUUAUAGCAAGAGACUGGGAAAGUGGGAAGAAGACAUUUUUCGUAUCUCAUGACGAACCGCAAUCAAGAUACGACGACGUCGAUAGUAUUGUUAUGGAAGCAGAGAUGCAUGCAGAUGAGGAUUACAGCAAGAUUUCUGCCAUCAACGAGAAGGCUCUUUGGGAGGAUAGAGAUGAGUUUGGAAUUGAUGUGGUCUAUCGAGAGGGUGAAAUGCCCAGAGCACCAUGA
Cadophora gregata is the source of this 1965-nucleotide messenger RNA. RefSeq names its product ATPase with role in protein import into the ER. Bases 1 to 1965 code for a protein of 654 amino acids. The record is from RefSeq and is a predicted model, not a curated record. Gene Ontology annotation, biological process: cellular response to unfolded protein; endoplasmic reticulum unfolded protein response; protein refolding. The transcript has 3 exons. Gene Ontology annotation, cellular component: cytoplasm; membrane; endoplasmic reticulum chaperone complex. NCBI's taxonomy places the organism in Eukaryota, Fungi, Ascomycota, Leotiomycetes, Helotiales, Ploettnerulaceae. Gene Ontology annotation, molecular function: ATP hydrolysis activity; heat shock protein binding; ATP-dependent protein folding chaperone.